This is a messenger RNA of Xenopus laevis (African clawed frog), 2956 nucleotides long. It is a transcript of the gene psen2.S, whose product is annotated as presenilin 2 S homeolog. The transcript is spliced from 11 exons. NCBI's taxonomy places the organism in Eukaryota, Metazoa, Chordata, Amphibia, Anura, Pipidae. Gene Ontology annotation, biological process: membrane protein ectodomain proteolysis; Notch signaling pathway; amyloid-beta formation. Gene Ontology annotation, molecular function: aspartic endopeptidase activity, intramembrane cleaving; aspartic-type endopeptidase activity; endopeptidase activity. The record is from RefSeq and is a predicted model, not a curated record. The coding region runs from base 430 to 1872 and encodes 480 amino acids. Gene Ontology annotation, cellular component: endoplasmic reticulum membrane; gamma-secretase complex; membrane.
ACUGAAGAAAAGUCUCCUCCUCGCUGCCAUGCUCUGUCAUGUGACACAAAGGCAAGCAUAGUCACUCAGACUGCUUUUUAACCCCUCAGGUUCCAAGCCCCCCUCCCUACCACUAAAAUCACUUGCAGCUCUCCCAGGAUACCACUAACCCCAUGAGUUUGCAGGGGUUAGUCACUCCCUGCUCCCUUCAGCAAUUCACUGCUAGAGGCAGGACAGAAAGGUGCAAGGUUAGGGAUAAUCUUUGCAAAUCUCUAGAAAUUUAGAAACGUAAAGAAAUAGGGAACCAGACAGUUUUCCGACCGAGGCUUUGAAGUGACGUCACCAGAGGCGGAAUCGUUAGUUGGAACUCAACCAUCAGCUGAUUGCCGAGCAUACGGAAGCCUUAGGGGACCAUAUCUAUAUCUUACGGAAGCGGGGCCUUCUUGGGUAAUGUUGAAUCAAGCAAUCCACCCACCAUGGCCAGUGUUCUUCAUGAAUGGGAUGUUUACUGCUAGUCAUUACUGUGUAUCUCACAUUAAGGAUAUGAUAAAACUCUCAGACAGCGAAGAUGAGGAAUGCAAUGAGAGAACAUCUUUGAUCACAUCAGAGAGUCCCCCUCUACCAUCAUACCAAGAUGGGGUCCAAGCCUCAGAAGGGCUGGAAACUUCUUAUCACAGGGAAAGACAACCAGAUAGUACACAGAAUAAUGAAGAUGUACCUAAUGGCAGAACAUCUGGUGCAGAUGCAUAUAACAGUGAAACUACAGUGGAAAAUGAGGAAGAAGAGUUGACUCUUAAAUAUGGUGCUAGACAUGUUAUUAUGCUCUUUGUCCCAGUCACUCUGUGCAUGGUGGUGGUUGUUGCUACAAUAAAAUCUGUCAGCUUCUACACAGAGAAAGAUGGACAGCUAAUCUACACGCCAUUUUCUGAAGAUACCACAUCGGUUGGCGAGAGACUCUUAAACUCUGUGCUUAAUACUCUUAUAAUGAUCAGUGUUAUACUUGUGAUGACCAUAUUCCUUGUGCUUCUUUAUAAAUAUCGCUGUUAUAAGUUUAUUCAUGGAUGGUUGAUCCUCUCAUCUUUAAUGCUGCUUUUUAUGUUUACAUAUAUAUACCUCAGUGAAGUUUUCAAGACAUACAACAUAGCAAUGGAUUACCCAACUUUGUUCAUGGUUAUAUGGAAUUUUGGGGCAGUAGGAAUGAUUUGCAUUCACUGGAAGGGUCCCCUUCAGCUCCAGCAAGCUUAUCUCAUCAUGAUAAGUGCACUUAUGGCUCUUGUCUUUAUUAAGUAUCUGCCAGAAUGGUCAGCAUGGGUCAUACUUGGAGCCAUUUCUGUUUAUGAUCUGCUAGCAGUGCUUUGCCCUAAGGGUCCUUUGAGGAUGCUUGUAGAAACAGCACAAGAAAGAAAUGAGCCCAUAUUUCCUGCACUCAUAUACUCCUCUGCCAUGAUGUGGACAGUGGGAAUGGCAGAUUCCGCUACAGCAGAUGGAAGAAUGAAUCAGCAAGUGCAGCAUAUAGACAGAAACACACCUGAAGGUGCAAACAGCACAGUGGAGGACGCUGCAGAGACCAGGAUUCAAACACAAAGUAAUCUCUCUUCUGAGGAUCCAGAUGAGGAAAGAGGAGUGAAGCUUGGUCUUGGAGACUUCAUAUUCUACAGUGUGCUAGUUGGAAAAGCAGCUGCAACUGCAAGCGGAGACUGGAAUACCACAUUGGCUUGUUUUGUGGCCAUUUUAAUAGGUUUAUGUCUGACGCUGUUGUUGCUGGCAGUUUUCAAGAAAGCUCUCCCUGCCCUACCGAUUUCUAUCACCUUUGGUUUGAUCUUCUACUUUUCUACAGAUAAUAUAGUACGCCCUUUCAUGGACACCCUUGCAUCCCACCAAAUGUACAUUUAGUGCUUUUGUAAUGCUGUGAAUUGGUGUAGAAGUGCAAAUUAUGAAAAUAUAUAAAUUUUAAGAAGGAAAUGUCAAAAUUCUGGCUGCUGUCAAACCAAAACACCAGUCAUUACUCAAAAGCUGGUGGGGGUUGCCAUUGUGCAGCUGAAAGGUCAAAGUUGUGGCAUUCUUGCUUUUAGCACCAAGAAUUUUUUGAAACGGCAGUAACCGAGGAAUCCAAAGUAUCUGUACUCCUUUCCAGAAGCUUUAUUGCACUACGCAGGUCAGGUGACAAGAACUACAAAUGCUUGUUCAAUCAAUAGCAAAACUUAAUAAACAGCAGUGUCUGGUCUUAAUAGGUAAUGUGGGCAGAAGAGCUAAAGGAAUAGCUGGCAGAGCCUCCCUCUUUAUUAUGGAUAGGACGAACAUUAUAUUUUUUUAAGAUGAGCUGAGAAUUAAGCCUAGUGUAUCCUUUGAUGGUGAUGCAGCAAAUAAAACACUUUUAGUGUGUGGAUGCAGCAACAUAUUUGGGUCUUUGGUUAUAUUUCAUAUUUGCAUAACAAUUUAAAUAUUAGUAUUUUUGCUUCUGCUUUCCACCUGCUACAGAGUUAAUGUUUCUUCUCUGUCAGCUAGUGGCAUGAUACGUUGUAAGUAUUACCAUUUCAGCAGCAGGUGUCAUGUCUCCCUUCCCAAUAGUCAUUUUAAGGAUCCUAAAUUGGAACCUGAAUAGGUCAAGUCUAGUGUAUUUAGCCACCAGCAGGUUUUAUCAGCCAUAACUAUAUAUGGUUGUAGGCCAACUAUGUCUUAUCUGUAUAUCAAAUGUACAUAAAGAGACUACUUUAAGCAUUUCUAUUAUCUGGAAGAAUCAAUAUAUUCUGUCUUAAUCAUGUCUAUAAAUAAAUAAAUAUAUGACCUUAUGUAACUUCUUUGUUUAAAAAAAAAAAAUCAAUAUGCACAAGUUUUAUUGAUUUCACAGAUUUUAUUAAGCAAUUAAACUUGUAUAAUACACAAAUGGAUCAUUUGUAUCAGGUUACAAGAUCUGUUAAUUUUAUAUAUGUGUGUUUUUGUACAUAUAAUUAUAUUAAAAAAUAGUUUCUGCUUUAAA